AUGCACCCAUUAAAUCCAUUUCUCCGUGCCUUCUUUCGAAGCACGGUCCCUGGACAGUGUGUCCCGGUCGAAAACCAUGUGCUCCUAGUUCCCACGACAGAGUCAUUGUUCGGAUCGCGAGACAAAGACUCCAAUGUACUUUACUCGGAUCUUGUUUCUUCGGAGGAGUUUCUUGGAAGCCAUGUCCUACGAAUACCGAACCCGCCUGGUCCGUCACAUAAAUCAGAUGCCCCCAACGCUCGAGAUACACGGACCAAGGCCAAACAAGUAACAACUGUCAACGGCCGUACGGUUAUCAUCAAGGAGAAUUCGAUAUAUAGCAACAAAGGAUUCAAAUCGCUUUGUCAAGCUCAAAUCAUAUCGGACGUCCUCUAUUACACACCAAAUCAUAACUCGCAGCCAUGGCUAAUCUAUUACAUUUCGAAGCCGCUAGUCGGCACUUACGAUCCUGGAAAGAUAGUCCCGGCCGUACCUUCGGGGAACCUCCAAGUAACCGACGCUGAACCUUCCAAUCGAAACGCCGGAGAUACAUCGAGUAUUCAGAAACGGGACAUCAAGUCAUUUGCGGAGCUUCUGUCACACUUCCCGAUGAUUGCGAGACAAAUGCAGCCAGGUCUUGACAGGUUGUUUCGCGAGUUUGGAAAGGAGCUAGGGAAGCCUUUACCACCACCUCCAUCGCAAUCGCCAGCUUCUCCAUCCAAACCUGAACAGUGGCCUAGUGAAGCGACCGACUCGUCGCAAGCAGAUCGAUUACCGUUCAACUCCGACGAAUAUUUCGCCGAUGAUGAAGAUCUCAUGCGCCGCAGUCUAGAAACAGCUGUUACAGCCGCAAUUGACAUUUUCCGUCUAGUUGACAAGCAGCAGCUCUCACUUCUUGGAGCGACUACCGACUUAACCGGCCCUUUAGUGGAGCGACUAAUCGAGAAAUACAUUGCACAACAGGUUCAUGAGACGCUGUUAUUUCCUCGACUUUGCAAUUUUCGUCGAACCGAGGAUGUUGAGCUUGACACAAGGAUACGACAAAUCGAGCACAUUGAUGUAUCUCAGGUCGGUAUCGCUAUAGAAGGGGGACUCUCCGGUAAGACGGAAUUAAUGAAUCGACUUAGCAGAGGUGUAGAGGCCUUUCGAAAGAUGAAUGAUGCAACUUGUCCUCAGGAUAUGCUUGACGUGCUGUUGGCAACUAUCAAGGCUGUCACAGUGUCGGAAGAGUCGGACCGAUCCUUACACUCAUCAGAGAAGCAACCACCUGCCUUUACGGUGAAUGCAGACAUUCUGGUAUCCAUGCUCCUUGUUGUGGUGAUCAGAUCCCAAGUUCGUCGGCUUCAAGCUCGGCUUCUCUAUAUGCAGCAUUUCAUUUUCGUUGAUGAUGUUGAAAGCGGAGAGAUGGGCUACGCUUUAAGUACUUUGGAGGCUGUGUUGACCUACUUGGUUAGCGAUUACGCUCCACUUCGAAAGGCCAGCGCGCGUAAUAAGCGGCUUUGGCAGGCUACAAAGACUGGCAAUAUAAGGGACAUCAGAUCGAUCCUAGAACCAAAUGAGAACGAGAAUGACGAAGACUUGUCAGUGUUUGAUCAUAUAGACACCAACUCAGACACAUUAAACAAUGAAGCAAUCAAAACCUCGUCGCUCGAACAACAAUCUAUCAGAUUCACACUUGCUAAUGGAAACUCGCUUGAACCGCAUACAGAAACCGUUGAGAACUCGCCAUUAGAGCCUCCACUUUUAGCCCAUGUGUUUCCAUUCCAGACUUGGGAGCAUUCCACCUCAAGUAACACUUAUAAGAAGCCUCGAAAAAGGGUCUCCAUGGAUGUCGGAAGUAUAUCAGGCUCAUCUAUGAUCUCGUUGCUAUCCAGAACAACAACCAUUGCCUCGACGUUCAGUGGCAUUGAAGGUGACACUUCAAUCGAGACUCUGAGUCAUACGCACGACCCUGCUGGUGAUUCAGUGCCAAUGAUGGCAGUUGAAAGCCACCAACCUGCAGCUCUAAAAUAUCUUCUUAGUCUGCAAGAGUACUAUUCAAUUGAUGUCAUUCUUGAGGAUACGAAUCGUGAUGGCACCACACUUCUCAGUGCAGCUGUUCAACAUGCGAAUAGAAAGGUGGUCGACAUCAUUACUGACUUUCUAUUGGCUGAAGCAGACAUACAUACAAUCAGCAGUUAUCUAGAGAAAGAAGACAUAAGAGGACGGACAGUUGCACACUACCUAUUCAGUGCUCCUUAUCUAAUGUCUUCACUGGGGAGUCUUUUACCUUGGCAGAAAAGGGAUAAACAUGGACAGACGCCUCUUUUCGCAAUAUGCCGGUCAUAUGACCAUACUAAUUAUCAAGCCAUGGUCAAUGAGGCUCUGACAGUAGCGCAAAGGGCCCAAGAUGAUGGACAACCACUCAGAAUAGGCGAUCACGUCGACUUGAAAGGCAACACUCUUUUGCACAUUGUUAGCGAUCCUGAGAUUAUAACACGAAUCUUAGCAGAGUGUGACUGCGAUCCGAAUGCUACCAACGAGAGAAAGUUCACGCCGUUGAUGGUGGCAAGUAAAUAUGGUCGAGUUGACUUGAUGCGGAGACUCUUUGCUGAUCCUAGAGUUGAUACGCACAUUACGGAGAGCCGGGGCCUAACAGCUAUUGAGCUUGCAAAAGACGAUGAAGUACGGAACAGGAUUGACGACAUGAUCCUUUUUCUAAAUCCUCCUCUAAAUUCUGGAGAUAUCACCGGCCGGAUCACCACAGUUGUGCGUUCUCUCUUUGUUGAAGAUGCCACUGUGAGAUUUAUAUUGAAGUCGGGUGCCCAAGCCUCAUCUGAUACAACUUCAGUCAACGGCACAACCUACGCCAUUACCACUUGUCGACGGUCUUUUGCCGACUUUGAACACCUAGCUAAAUGUUUGGCAGUCGAGCACCCGGCGUCUUAUAUCCCGAGCAUAUCUGAGGCUCGAAGUCCUUUCCAAAUUCAUUCAAAGCCAUCUCGCGCCAUUCUUCAUGACAUGCAAGGUCGUCUUGACCAGUUUCUAAGGAUUCUUCUGACCCACCCGACCUUUGCAACACAUGAAAUGCUGUGGGAGUUUUUCCUCAUGCCGGAAUUGCAACCUGAUAUGAUGAUUGAUCGAUCGCAGCGCAAAGCCUCGGUGCUUUAUGAAAGCAUCUACGAUGACUAUUCGCCCAUAACUCCAGAUGGUAUCAGGGAUACGGAGCAGUUCGUAGCCCAUGCUCAGGAAAUUGUACGAGCCGCGCAUGCCAAUACACGGAGCGUCAUACGGCGCGGACACUCGGCACAGCAUGCGGCAUUUGACUUUGGAGAUGCCGCUAGUUUGUGUGCGUCGAUUCUUUCUACAUUCAAGCCACCGUCAAACGCUAUUCCGGUCUCGCACAUUGAUGCUUUUGCUCAAUACGCCGCUGCUAUGAGCACCUCCUCAUCAGACUCUUCUCCCCUCCUUCAGUUCCUAACAACCCUCACGUCUGUACAAAGUACAACGACGGCAGUUUUGAGUGCACUUUCCCGUCCAGGGAGACUAAUCUAUACUCUUUCAUCUACGAACCGCAAUUUGUCACGAUCCCGCUCGUCGCUUGCAUCCUCAUCGCUACCGAGGAAAUUCAACCUCAACCUUUCCGUUCUUGAGGAAUCGAGACAAAAGAACUUACGAGAACUCGAGCAGAAAAUAAAUGAAUCGGAAGCCCAGGCAUCACGAUUAUCACGUGAGAUAUCGUGGAAUAAGGAUGUGGUGGUUAGUGAGCUCGCUGGCUGGACCUCGUGGAGAGAAAAAGUCGGACGAGACGCCAUUCGAGCAUUCGUCAGAGCAACCGUUGUACAAGAGAGGGAACGUGAUCGCCGACUGGAAAGGUGUCUACGGAAUAUCAAGGAGCUGCCCCGCUUGCCAGGUUCAGCGAAAUGA
Talaromyces marneffei is the source of this 3885-nucleotide messenger RNA. RefSeq lists its product as uncharacterized. Gene Ontology annotation, cellular component: transport vesicle; late endosome; tubular endosome. Gene Ontology annotation, molecular function: SNARE binding; guanyl-nucleotide exchange factor activity; phosphatidylinositol binding. The coding region runs from base 1 to 3885 and encodes 1294 amino acids. NCBI's taxonomy places the organism in Eukaryota, Fungi, Ascomycota, Eurotiomycetes, Eurotiales, Trichocomaceae. The record is from RefSeq and is a predicted model, not a curated record. Gene Ontology annotation, biological process: early endosome to late endosome transport. The transcript has 3 exons.